AUGUCCGUAGGAUAUAGUUCACCUUUUGCUCAAAAUGCACAAACAAAUGUUAAGCCAUCAACUGGUGGACCAGAAACAAUGGCUAUUAGAUUAACCGUUGUUAGUGGUAAACAAUUGAAGGCUAUGGACAUUCGUUCUUCUGAUCCUUAUGUCAUUGUUUCAGUCGGUAUUGAACAAAGAAAAACAAAGACUGUUAUGAAAAACUUAAAUCCAACUUGGGGAGACUCUUUUGAAUUCUAUAAUGUUACACCUGGA
Entamoeba nuttalli P19 is the source of this 255-nucleotide messenger RNA. RefSeq lists its product as hypothetical. Gene Ontology annotation, molecular function: calcium ion binding. The transcript has a single exon. Lineage: Eukaryota; Evosea; Mastigamoebida; Endamoebidae. The annotation marks the transcript as partial. The record is from RefSeq and is a predicted model, not a curated record.